Molecule: messenger RNA, 525 nt
Organism: Macrobrachium nipponense
Lineage: Eukaryota; Metazoa; Arthropoda; Malacostraca; Decapoda; Palaemonidae
Exons: 1
Coding region: 1-525 (174 amino acids)
Source: RefSeq, a predicted model, not a curated record
AUGAAGUGCCACAAGACACCAGAAGAAUGGAAUGACGUAGCAAAACGAUUCGCCUCCAAGUGGAACUACUUCAAUUGUGUGGGAGCCCUGGAUGGGAAGCACAUCGCGAUCAAGAAACGCAAAGGUGGAGGAUCACUGCAUUUCAUUUACAAGAAGUUUCACAGCAUCGUCCUCAUGGCCCUCUCCGAUGCAAAGUGCAAGUUCCUGUUCGUCGACAUCGGUGCAGAAGGAGAUGUUGGGGAUGGAGGAACCUGGCAGAAGUGCAACCUGGCCAGGGCCAUCACAAACAACCGAGCAGGACUUCCACAAGAUGGAAAUCUGCCCAAUGACGAUGAACCCAUCCCCCACAUAGUCGCCGACGAUGCCUUCGCUCUCAAUACGUGGUUAGUGAAGCCCUACUCCCUCCAAUCACAAGAUCCCACCAAACGAAUAUACAGCUACAGAUUAUCUCGCGCUUGUCGUGUGGUGGAGAACGCAUUUGGCCUGCUGCAGAUGAGAUGGCGAGUCUUCGGGACGACGAUGUAG